GAGGAGCAGCGCGUCUCUCUCUCAGUUGAGAUCAGAGGAGAGUCACUUCAGCAGGGACACAGAAGGAUUUCAGCAUGCGCUACUCGUGCGUAAAUCCUAACCCUGGCGCGGUCUCCAGAGCGCACAUGAAGCACGGAGAGGAAACAUCGCCGCCCGAAACCAUAAAUAACCAUCGUUAACCUUAUCGUGGACACGUUCAACCUUUUCAAACUCAUUUCAGUCUUCUUCUAAAGAGGAGGAGAGAAUCAGAGGAGAAUAUCUUGCGUGAGGACAGCAUCGGCAGACUGGAUGUGAUUUUUACGCGGACUUCAGAGAGAAGAACUGGACCCGAGUGGAGAUAAAGCCAGUUUCAGAUGUUUUUAAAGAGCUGGAAAUGGAAAAUAAACCCUGACACAAAGCUGAAAGUGGACAGCUGGUGUAGUGAGCAUGAAGGGUGGCGUCUGGAGCGUUUUCGCAACAAGGACGCCAAACAGAUCCACAUUGUUCCACGGACGAACUCUCCUAAGGUGACAUUUUCUCCGAAGAAAACCCAUCUGGCAGGAUUAUAAUGUAUGCGUUUACUUGCAUCAGUCUGUAAGUGUCAGUCCAGUAAAUUGGGGAGGUAAGAGUGCAUGAGAACAGUUUGCAUGAUUCUUUCUCUUCCUCGCGUCCCAAAAACUGAAACAACAGAAGAACCAAUGACUCUAAAUUAACUAGUGGGACUGCUUUUAUCGUCGCAGUGACUUGUUGGUGGUCCCUGGACCUCAGAUUGGGAACUGCUGCUUUAAAUACAAGUAAGAGGCUGAGCUUCUUUCUGGUGAAGUAAUGGAGGAUAAGGUCACUUUAAUUUGACCUGUUUGCUGAACUGUACAUAACUACCUUUUUUUGUCCCCUUGAUAAAUGACUGGUGUGUCCUUUGUGAGAAGAUUUAUAAGAAAGGAUGACUUAAAAACUCUUAAAACCUAAUUUUUCAUUUUGGUGUACAUUAGCUCAAAAUGCACUGAGAAUCUUCUCUUCAAACAUGGAGAACAUGUCAGUGCCCGGCGGUGCACUGCCACUCUGCAACGACUCGGUGGACUUCUACUCAGGGAACCGCACUGACCUGAACUGCACUCCGCCCGCCGAGUUUUACUUCUACGCCGAUCUUUAUGUCAUUUUACCGGUCAUCUACUCUGUGAUCUGCGCUGUGGGACUGACGGGCAACACGGCCGUCAUCUACGUGAUCCUCAAAGCCCCCAAGAUGAAAACCGUGACCAACAUGUUCAUCCUGAACUUGGCCAUCGCAGAUGAUCUGUUCACCUUGGUGUUGCCGAUCAACAUCGCCGAACACUUGCUGCACUACUGGCCUUUUGGCGAGGUUUUGUGCAAAGUCAUCCUCAGCAUAGACCACUACAACAUCUUCUCCAGUAUCUAUUUCCUGACAGUUAUGAGCAUCGACCGCUACCUGGUCGUUUGGGCCACGGUGAGGUCCAAGCGCAUGCCUUACCGCACCUACCGAGCAGCCAAAAUCAUCUCGUUGUGCGUGUGGAUCCUCGUUAUCCUCAUCGUCAUGCCUUUCAGUGUUUUCGCCGGCGUCUACACAGACCCCAAUGACGGGAGGAAGAGCUGCGUGCUCAGUUUCCCCAGCCCCGAGAGUUUGUGGUUCAAAGCGAGCCGGAUCUACACUCUCAUCCUUGGCUUCGCCAUUCCGGUCUCAACCAUCUGCAUCCUGUACACCAUGAUGCUCUACAAGCUGAGGAACAUGCGGCUCAACAGCAACGCCAAAGCGCUGGAUAAGGCCAAGAAGAAAGUCACCAUCAUGGUGUUUAUCGUCUUGGCAGUGUGCUUGUUCUGCUGGACGCCGUUCCACCUCAGCACCAUCGUGGCUCUGACAACGGACCUGAGGACCACGCCGCUCCUGAUCGGGAUCUCCUACUUCAUAACCAGCCUGAGCUAUGCCAACUCCUGCCUCAACCCGUUCCUCUACGCCUUCCUGGACGACAGCUUCAGGAAGGCUUUCAAGAAGAUGUUGGAAUGUAGACCGGCCUGAAUGUACGACACGUGAGACCAGAGGUCUGCAGACACAACCGAGCGACGACAGACUGCGAUGGAAAAACAGGACGGGAAAGAUCUGCACUGUAAAAUCUGACAAGUUGACUUAAGAUAAUCUUGGAAACCGACAACCUUGAAAAAGGAAAGUAAA
Messenger RNA from Plectropomus leopardus (leopard coralgrouper), 2161 nucleotides. It is a transcript of the gene npbwr2b, whose product is annotated as neuropeptides B/W receptor 2b. Gene Ontology annotation, biological process: neuropeptide signaling pathway. The record is from RefSeq and is a predicted model, not a curated record. NCBI's taxonomy places the organism in Eukaryota, Metazoa, Chordata, Actinopteri, Perciformes, Serranidae. Gene Ontology annotation, molecular function: neuropeptide binding; neuropeptide receptor activity. Gene Ontology annotation, cellular component: plasma membrane; neuron projection.